Equus quagga is the source of this 2398-nucleotide messenger RNA. It is a transcript of the gene PAX9, whose product is annotated as paired box 9. The transcript has 5 exons. Gene Ontology annotation, molecular function: DNA-binding transcription factor activity, RNA polymerase II-specific; RNA polymerase II cis-regulatory region sequence-specific DNA binding. Lineage: Eukaryota; Metazoa; Chordata; Mammalia; Perissodactyla; Equidae. The coding region runs from base 621 to 1649 and encodes 342 amino acids. Gene Ontology annotation, biological process: regulation of transcription by RNA polymerase II; anatomical structure development. The record is from RefSeq and is a predicted model, not a curated record.
GCCGCGGGCCCAUCCCACAGCCCGCAGCGGGAUCUCUGCGCUCCGGCCCGACCCGCCGGCUGCUCGCCUCUGGGGAAAGGGUCUUGAGCCGUGAGCAUCGUCGGCGGGAAGGCGGGGAGGCCUUGGCGACUCUCGGAGAAUCUUCUGGGCUCUUUUUGAGGGCCCCUGCGGCCUCUACGUGGGCUGGUUGGUUCAGCCGCGUCCGCAUCCCGGCGACGUCCAGCCCGGAAGUCACCCAGGUGCCGAGCAGGCUUGAAAGAGUCAGCGGAAGGACUUACCGGACCGCACUGUCGCUCACUGGCCCGCACCAAUCACCACGCUGCUUGUCCUCGGACCCUCCUCUUUGGGGGCGUGACCCUAAUGAGUGAUAGACGGAGUCGCCCGGCCCCGCUCAGCCCAGCCCACGUUGCUGCUUAGAUUGAAAUGCAGAACUCAAGCCUCUUUCAUCGGGGCACAGACUUCCUUUUACUCCUUCCUUUUGCACUCUCGCCGCCUCCUCCUGGGGAGAAGCGGAGGCACCGGCGGCCCGGGGCAGCGACAGGCCGGGCCACUGAGGCCGUGAGAAAAGUUUCUCUCUGGGAGUGCGGAACUGGGGCCCGGUCGGUGUACUGCUCGGAGCAAUGGAGCCAGCCUUUGGGGAGGUGAACCAGCUGGGAGGAGUAUUCGUGAACGGGAGGCCGCUGCCCAACGCCAUCCGGCUUCGCAUCGUGGAACUGGCCCAACUGGGCAUCCGACCGUGUGACAUCAGCCGCCAGCUACGGGUCUCACACGGCUGCGUCAGCAAGAUCCUGGCGCGCUACAACGAGACAGGCUCGAUCUUGCCAGGAGCCAUUGGGGGCAGCAAGCCCCGGGUCACCACCCCUACCGUGGUGAAGCACAUCCGGACCUACAAGCAGAGGGACCCCGGCAUCUUCGCCUGGGAGAUCCGGGAUCGCCUGCUGGCAGACGGCGUGUGCGACAAAUAUAACGUACCCUCGGUGAGCUCCAUCAGCCGCAUCCUGCGUAACAAGAUCGGCAACUUGGCCCAACAGGGCCAUUACGACUCAUUCAAACAGCACCAGCCGGCGCCGCAGCCGGCGCUGCCCUAUAAUCACAUCUACUCGUACCCCAGCCCCAUCACUGCGGCCACCGCUAAGGUGCCCACGCCACCCGGGGUGCCCGCCAUCCCUGGCUCAGUGGCCAUGCCGCGCACCUGGCCUUCCUCCCAUUCCGUCACCGACAUCCUGGGCAUUCGCUCCAUCACCGACCAAGCAGUGAGCGACAGCUCCCCCUACCACAGCCCCAAGGUGGAGGAGUGGAGCAGCCUGGGCCGCGCCAGCUUCCCCGCCGCCGCCCCGCACGCGGUGAACGGGCUGGAGAAGGGAGCCUUGGAGCAGGAGGCCAAGUACGGGCAGGCACCAAAUGGUCUCCCAGCUGUGAGCAGUUUUGUGUCAGCAUCCAGCAUGGCUCCUUAUCCUCCCCCGGCCCAAGUGUCGCCUUACAUGACCUACAGUGCUGCUCCUUCUGGUUAUGUUGCUGGACAUGGGUGGCAACAUGCCAGCGGCACCCCACUUUCCCCCCACAACUGUGACAUUCCCGCGUCGCUGGCGUUCAAGGGAAUGCAGGCAGCCAGAGAAGGUAGUCACUCUGUCACGGCUUCCGCACUCUGAUGGGAAAUUCCAUCUGCAGCAGCUUCACCGGGUCCCCCUCUCAGCACGCCCCCCCCCCCCUUCCCUGGUCUCGGAUCCCACCCCUCCUGCCCGCCAACCCUACUGCCUCGAAAGCUGGCUUUCCGGACUCACAUCCUUUGUGCUGAUGACACUUAAGUACUUCUUGCCAUAACUUCUCUCUCUCACAGAAAACCUGACAUGACUUUAGGGUUUAAAAACAAAAGCAAUGCUAAGGAUUGAAUGAGACAUUUGUGUUGCCCACACACUGUUGUAACGUAGUGAAGAAACCUGCACCCCUCAAAGGGCUUAAGAAACUUUUUAAACUAGUCUUUGGUGAAACCACAUGUGUAUAUUUAUUCUAAAUCAACCUGAACUUUUGAAACGUGCAAUUGUUGAGAUUUUGCAAAAUCAAUAAAGGAAAAUACAUAUAGAAAAAAGUUAUGCUACACCCUCUAAUCAAAUAAGGUGACCAAAUAAGCCUUACUUCAUCAUUAGGAAACCAAUCAAUAAUUGACUUGUUUGAGUGAUCCUUUGUUCAUUUUUAAGAGAUGACUGAUUUUGUUGGAAAAUAUAUGUAUAACACAAGCAAUAUCUGAAUUUAGCUCCUCCUCGUGUUUUGACUUGGUUCCAAAUACGAUAAUGUUUAUAUUUUCUAUUAGUUUGUAAAUAUGGACUCUGGAUGGUGCAUUUGUGUUUUCAUCCCAUGGGACAUCCCCCCCCCCCCCCCCCCACUUCUCUCUUUUUUUCUU